AUGCAGAAGACUUUUUUCGACAUAAAACAUAGGUUAUUGAGCGCAUUGGACGAUGAAUACAAUGUUACCGACAUGUCUACAGUGUUCGAGGUUAUUUCAACCCUUGAACAACUACCGGUUACCACCGAGGUGCUCGAGGCAACUCGUAUUGGUAAAAUGGUUAAUGAAUUACGACGUAAAACUGUGGACAAGCAAUUGGCCAAACGUGCAAAAGAGCUUGUACAGAGAUGGCGUAACCUAAUGAUAAAUAGUGCUCAAGUCAUACAACAGGCUAAGCUUCCUUCCUCACAGCCCAAUGGCAUGCUUAGCAACUAUAGUAAAAGACCUUUGACUUCACCUGAUCAAUGUACAGCACCUCUAAAAAAACCAAAAUUAAAUGGAAUACCUUCUUUAAACUUAAACAUCAUAUCACCACCACCAGUUCAAAAAACACCAGAACCCAUACCUAGUCCAGUUAAUGAGCUUGAUCCAGAACCUGAUCCUAUUUUAGAACCACAGGGUCCAAAAAAACGUGGCCGAAAAAAAGGUGGCAAAAAUUCUUCAAAACUAGGGAUAAAACCUACCAAUCCUGUGGAUUUGGAAAGAAUGGUAUGUGUUGGUGCCAGUAAAUUGAAAACCACCCAAGAAAUAAUUGCAUCAUUACGAAAAGAUGAUGAAAAUUAUCAGUUGGAAGAAAAACCACAAAUACCUGUGCAAGAGUUUCAGGACGAACCGUCUGUAACGAAAGUUGAUAAACCUAGUCGACCUAAAGUUUCAGACAUCGACCGACAAAUACAGGAAAUAUAUAAUAGAUUACCUCCUCUGGAUCUAGAAGCCAUAGACUGGAGUUCACCUCCACCAUCGCCACCGCGGCCUCUUCUGUCCCCUACUGAUUUAGUAGACGGAGCUCAAAUAGAAGGCGUUACUGGUAAUUGGGAAAAUGGUGAAACAUUUAGAGAGUGGCACGAGGUAUUAACUAGGGCAAACGAUACUGGUGAACCGCUUGUCAUACUACCAUACGUGAUAAUUGACUGACAGGGAUUUUUUCUACUAGACUUUGUGAUAAAGACAUUUCAAGUCUUAAUAAUGUAUAUACUAAAAAUAAUUUUUUAAUAAUAAAAGUGUAAAAAUUAAAUAAAAAUAAAAAAUUAUAAUAUUUACAUAGACAUGUAUCCGAUUACAGAUUGUGUCUUAUAAUGUUUUAUAAAACUACUUGUCUUUAAAUGCUGUAAAAAUGUUUACCUAUGUAUAACUUAUUGGAAAACUAAUACUACAAUUCCUAGAUCAAAGUAAUAAUCAUUGUUUUAUUUUUCAAAUGGAAAAUAUUAUCUGAUUUGUUAAGCUAGUCAAAAGACCAAGUUUAAUUUAUAAUAUAAUAAAUGUUAUUAUUUGUCUUGUAUUUUUUUUUUUUUUUGUACGCAACAAAGUAAACUUGAGUCAAACUGCAAAAUGCAAUUUCUUGUGCCUUCAUUGAUGUAAAUUUUUUUUAGCAAAUCUCAUCAUAAAUACAACAUGAUGUUUGUUACCAUAUAAUAAUAAAUAAAUAAUAAUAAUGUAUAUUUACAAUGAUUAUUAUUUAAAGAAUUGUUCUAAGGUA
Molecule: messenger RNA, 1576 nt
Organism: Melanaphis sacchari
Lineage: Eukaryota; Metazoa; Arthropoda; Insecta; Hemiptera; Aphididae
Gene: MED26
Product: mediator of RNA polymerase II transcription subunit 26
Exons: 4
Coding region: 1-1014 (337 amino acids)
Biological process (GO): positive regulation of gene expression; regulation of transcription by RNA polymerase II
Cellular component (GO): mediator complex; core mediator complex; nucleus
Molecular function (GO): transcription coregulator activity
Source: RefSeq, a predicted model, not a curated record